Danio aesculapii is the source of this 3729-nucleotide messenger RNA. RefSeq names its product protein translocase subunit SecA-like. Lineage: Eukaryota; Metazoa; Chordata; Actinopteri; Cypriniformes; Danionidae. The transcript has 2 exons. Gene Ontology annotation, cellular component: membrane. Bases 1 to 3729 code for a protein of 1242 amino acids. Gene Ontology annotation, molecular function: ABC-type protein transporter activity; protein binding; ATP binding. Gene Ontology annotation, biological process: protein import; protein targeting. The record is from RefSeq and is a predicted model, not a curated record.
AUGAAUCAUGGGCUUUACUGUGACAACUCUUCAACAAUUGGGAAUCAAAUGAAAGAGAGAUGCUGCACUGUGAAAAAAUAUUAUGACAGAACUUUCAGACUUUUGAAGAUGGAGUCAUCAGGAAAACUGCUGUCAGCACGACUGCUUUCCCUGCUCAAGAAUGGACAAUGGGAUAAAGAUGAUGUUGUGAAGUUGUUUAAAGCCCUGGUGGAGCAGUUUAAUGGCAGGAAUGAAGAUUUUCACACAUGGAUGAUGAAAAUUCUUCAUCAAGUGGAGAUUCACAAAGUAAGCGUAUCAGAUUUGACACUGAAUGGUGAGAUUGUGGAUGAUGUUGAGGACAAAAUCAACAAAAUAUCCAAAAACACUGAGGAGAAAACACUGGAUGAGAUUCUAAAAGAAAUUGAAGAACAGGCAGUUAUAGAUGAACAAACUAUGGCAGAAGUGAAAGACAUUGUGAGCUCUGUGUCCAAAUGUCUAUCAGCUUCUUCAGCGCCACAUCUACAAGGAAUAAAGCAAAGUCUGUUUCAACUCUGCAAAGCUGUAGAAAAGACGAUGAACUUCACACCUCGACUGACUCAGAUGGUGAGCUGGUGCAUUCUGGUGCUUUCUGAAUCCAGUCGGCUGGUUCAGGUUGGAACAGGAGAAGGAAAGUCAUGUAUUGUGGCCAUGUUUGCAGCAUGUCAGGUCAGGAUGGGAAAAACCCCAGACAUCAUCUCAAGUUCUCCAGUACUUGCGGAAAGAGACUGUAGAGAAUGGCUUCACUUCUAUAAAGAACUGAACAUCACUGCUGAUGUAAACACCAACAAAUCAAAAGACAAAGAGCUGAAAGAGUGCUAUGAAUGUCAAGUGGUUUACGGUACAGGCCAGAUUUUUGCAAGUGAUUUUUUGCAACAAUGUUCCCACAGAAGAGAAGUGAGACCUAAGAGAGAGUUUCGGUGUGUGAUAGUAGACGAAGUGGACUCACUAAUGCUAGACAAAGGUCGUGAAGUGGUCUACUUGAACACUGAUGUGCCUCUCAUGGAAUCCUUUAAUGAGAUUCUGGCAGAAAUUUGGCUAAUCAUCAACCAAGUGAAAUACUUGAACAGUGGAGAGAUUUUAGGUCCCAUCCAGAGUUUCUCUCAGGUUCUGUCUGAAACCAUACAUGACAAUAAAGACUGUUAUCAACUUGUUGUGCAGGCAGCUGUGGAUGCAGGAAUUAUGCCUAUAAAGCAAAUGCAAGAAAACAUGUUAAAUGUUUUAAAACAGUUAGACAAUGCAAGUAUGGUCCAAAUAGUAGGAUUUAUAACCAUGUUUGUUCAAUAUUUCCCUGAGUAUCUCUUCAAACUUUACCAGGAAUCAUCUGAUGGGACUUUAAGGAAACUAAAUGAAAUAAGUGUCGCAAGAACAAUUAAAAGACAAGAAAUAUCAGUUCUUCUCUUAGGAUAUAGACAAUAUCGUGUUGUGCACUUACACGAGGAUGCACUAGUAAUGUCACUGGGGAAAAGGAUUAAAAUGUCCUAUCAGACUGAGACAAUAAAGGACCUAAAUAAAUCCCCAAUCCCAGACCGUGAAGACCUCAUCACUGGCAAAGUACAAAUCUGGAUUGAAAAUGCUCUGCAGGCCACUAAAAUGACUCUGGGCCAUGAAUAUAUUCUUCACGAAGACGGAGUUGUUCCUGUGGAUUAUAGAUGCACUGGUGUUGUUCAGAACAACAUGAGAUGGGGUGAAGGACUUCAGCAGUUCCUGCAGAUGAAACACCAAACCAGACUAUCCAAUAUGAGUCUUAUAACGAACUUCAUGUCCAAUGUUGGCUUAUUCAAGAAAUACAAUGACCAGAUCUAUGGGAUAACGGGAACUUUAGGUGACCAAACAGAGCUUGACAUGCUGAAAAACCUCUACAGUGGCAUGAAGACCUGCAAGAUUCCCUCAUUCAGAAGAAGGAAACUUUACGAGCUGGAAGGCCUGUUAAUUCCUGAAGAUGAUGAGUGGAUCAGGACCAUCUGUGAUGCUGUUAAACAUCAAGUGUUUCCUACAGUCUAUCGAGGUCCACGAGCAGCUCUCAUCAUCUGUGAAACAAUCAAUCGUGCUGAAAUGUUUCACAAGACCCUUGCAGACACCAUGUCAAAAGACAAGCUGAAACUCUAUGUGAAUAACAACAUGAAUAACUCUACAGUAAUAGAUAAAACAGUUGAAGGCGGUGACGUAAUCAUUGCAACUAAUCUAGCAGGUCGAGGUACUGACCUAAAGGUCUGUAAAAGUGUAAAUGAAGCAGGAGGUCUGUUUGUGCUGCAAACCUACUUACCUCUGAACAUCCGUGUUGAACAGCAAGUGUUUGGACGAACAGCUCGACAAGGAAGUCCAGGAUCUGCUCAACUCAUCAUGUGUGCCAGUCAUUUCUUGGAAUCAGUCAAACUAGUGAUGGAUGCAAUUGGCAGUCUAGAUGACAAUUUACUCAGUCAUUUAAACAGUCUUAAAUCUACACCGAUGCCUUGUGGUGACACAGAAAGUCUAUCUGAGAAAAUGCUUAUCCACUACCUGGACAAUCAAAGCUUUCAAACACCUGAAGUGAUGAUCUUAGCUCUUACAGGUUUCUUAAACAUGAAUCCAAACCCAGUUCAGAAAAGCAAUCUAGAAGCAGUAAAGGAUGCCAGAAAUAUUCUGGUGAAUGUCAGACUCUCAAGGUUUCUUGAAAAAGAUGUUUUAAAAGUCUCUAAAGAGGAAGAGCUUUUUUCCAUCUACCUUGAUAUUUUUAACAGUGUUUAUGAAGAUGAUGUUUUCCCUGACCAGCGUGAUGUGAUUGUGUCCUCCCUUCAUGAGUGUUGGGGUUUGUGGCUCCUGAUGAAUUUCAGUGAGGAAAAACCCACAGAGAUGCUGAAGGAAAAGCUGAAAGUGGACUUGUCAAGUGCAAAGCAGAAACUUUUUAGUAAACAGUCUCCAUCCUCAAUGGUCUACUAUUACAUUAGGUCUGGAAACAGUCUUCGUGAAAAGGGACACCUUGCAGAGAGCAUUGAGAUGUACACCAAAGCUCUGGAGGAGAAUGCAGCUGGCUCGAUUAUUCCUCUCUAUAAUCGUGCACUGACCACUAUUAUGAAGAAGGAUGCUGGUUAUAUUACCUGGGCACUGGCUGAUCUGGAAAAGGCUGUCAAGGCAAUAAAUUCAUAUAAGUUACAGCUGUCUCAUAUCCAUACUCAUGUGAAAUCAUCAAGCCACAAGCCGUCAACAGAGGCUGAUACUUUUCUCACCAAACAGAUUCAAAUGAAGUGCAUGAUUAUGGACCAACUCAAGCUUAACAUUCAAGAAGCUAUAAUGAAGUUAAAGAGGGCUGAAAGCAGAGGAGGCAAUGUGACACUGCUGGAAAAACAUGUAAUUUUUCUAGUUGAAGACUUUUUGAAGAGGACUAUAGGCCGGAGAGAUAUGGACUUGGCAGACACAUUUGCCCUUUUUGUUAAGGAACACUUUAUAAAGAGGACUGAAAUCAGACGAGGGGAUGUAAACCUGACUGAAAAAUAUGUAAUGAUUUGCACAGAAAACUCUAUGAGAAGGUCUGAAAGCAGAAGAGAAGACGUGAACUUUGCUGAAAGUCUUUCCUUUGUGCUGUUAGAUGAUUCAGUUUGCAAUUCUGAAAGAAAUAUUGUAGAGCUGCUCAGAGAAUAUGAAUAUAUCAUGUCACUGGGUCUUGACACAAUUUUUAAUUUGGACACCAGAUUUUCUGUCAGUGGCUUUGUAUCAAAUAAGUUGAAUCUGGUUUGA